This is a messenger RNA of Toxotes jaculatrix (banded archerfish), 3296 nucleotides long. RefSeq names its product pleckstrin homology domain containing, family A (phosphoinositide binding specific) member 1b (gene plekha1b). Lineage: Eukaryota; Metazoa; Chordata; Actinopteri; Toxotidae. Gene Ontology annotation, molecular function: PDZ domain binding. The record is from RefSeq and is a predicted model, not a curated record. Bases 126 to 1412 code for a protein of 428 amino acids. Gene Ontology annotation, cellular component: cytoplasm; membrane. The transcript has 12 exons.
GAAGCAGUGUGUUGUUGUGCCUGUAACUUGACGGUGGUGCCGGACAGCUGCCACACUGGACUCGGACUGAGCCGGACUGUUAUUCCUGUGAUGCCCCAGGGCGGGCUGAGCUGGCCGGGGUCACGAUGCCUUACGUGGACCGACAGAAUCGCAUCUGCGGCUUCCUGGACAUCGAGGAGAAUGAGAGCAGCGGCAGGUUCCUGCGCCGAUACUUCAUCCUGGACACUCAGCACGGCAGCCUGCUGUGGUACAUGGACAACCCACAGAAUCUGCCUAAAGGUGCAGAGAACGUGGGAUCUCUCAAACUCACCUACAUCUCCAAGGUCAGUGAUGCCACCAAACUCAGACCAAAGGCUGAGUUCUGCUUUGUUAUAAAUGCAGGAAUGAGAAAGUUUUAUCUGCAAGCCAAUGACCAGCAGGAUUUGGUGGAGUGGAUCAAUGUUCUCAACAACGCCACCAAGAUUACUGUGCCAAAGCCUGGCGAGGGCCACACCGUCCAUGCAGAGACUCCCCAGGAAGCACUGGGAGCCAUGAAACAGGUCUCCUACAAGACUGAGAUCAUAGGAGGAGUCCCUAUCAUCACCGCUACACAGGAGCAGGGGGAGGGGCAGAAUGGCGCAGAGCGUGGAGGCGUGAAGCGGUGUCAGAAUCAGCUGCCCUACUUCCUGUCCAGAGGAGCGCAGGACCAGGCCAUCAUCAAGGCCGGAUACUGUGUCAAACAGGGAGCUGUGAUGAAGAACUGGAAGAGGAGAUAUUUCAUGCUGGAUGAAAAUGCUCUCAGCUACUACAAAUCUGAGCUGGAGAGGGAGGCGCUGAGAGUUAUCCCGCUGAAGGAGAUUCACAAAGUUCAGGAAUGCAAACAAAGUGAGCUAAUGAUGAGGGACAACCUGUUUGAGAUGGUCACCAGCUCCAGAACCUUCUACAUUCAGGCUGACAGCCCAGAGGACAUGCACAGCUGGAUUAAGGCCAUCUCAGGAGCGAUCGUGGCUCAGCGUGGCCCCGGACGCUCAGCUAACACUGAGCGCAGCGAGCUCUCUUCUCCCUCCCCAACAUCUGCCUCCACAUUCUACUACCCCCUCGACCAGGAACUACACCACCCACAAUCCUCCUCCAGCCCCUCCUCAGCGGGCGCUCAGCCUCACACUGGACACACACCACCAGGACAACUUCCUGGGCCUGCUUCCGUGGAGGCUGAGCGGUGUCCAGUCCGUGAUGAUGCCCCUCCCUCCGGCACGCUCCCGCCUGUCGCUGCAAGAGACGGUGCAGUCCUCAAAGUGACGGAGGGGGGAGACGAGUCCCUGUGGAAACUCCGCAGCCAAAUCUCUGAGCUGGGGUUUGUUGGCAGUGGUGGUGAGGAGGAGCUGAACCGCUGCACCACUGAGAAUUCUGACCUGCACAUUACCCUGAUUUGAUGAUGAUGAACCUGAUGAUGAUGAUUGACAAUCAUCAAAAAGGACACACACACUUCUACACAAGCUCCUUGUGCUGAGACUGCUCUGUGUGCUUAAAAAAACUACCUGACUUGCCAAAUGAUCCUCCUACAAAACUGGGACCAGUUGGGUCCUUCCUGGGACCAGUUUGUUUGUACGUGAGUGCACAUGUGGGAUAAAAUCUUACAAACAAAAACCAUGUUGUCCUGCAAAGAAAAAUAACCCUUAGAUAUUGUAAAGUUUUGAGAUGUUUCAGCAGCGUAAGAAGCAUGAAACCCGCUCGUCACACGAUGAUGGGCGGGUUCCAUGGUUCAUAUAAGAAACAGACAAACCAAAGUUUGCCGUCGUGGUUUUUCUGCAGCAUCUGCAUCGAACUCUGCUGAGAAACUGACUAAUCCAGCUUCUCACUUAUAGUGUCUGUAAGUUAAAGAUGAAACAUUUUCAGCAUCACCGGAGUUUAAAUAAGGACACAUUCACCCAUUCACCAACAGCAUCACGCAGACAAACAGUCCAUCACACCUUUAUAUCCAAAUACAUUUAGUGUCUGAUAUUAGACUGAAGCCUUGUUUAUAAUUAUAAUUAAUGUGGAGCCAUGAAUUGUUUUAUUAAAUGUAUAUAAAAAGAGAUGAACAACUGUUCACCUUCAGCCUCAUCAUCCUCUCCUCAUCUCCAGGUAACUUACUGUAUUUGGGUUUUUCAUGUAAAUUUUAGAGAAAAUCUUCUAUUUACAACAUACAACUUAGAAAACAACAACAACAACAACAAAAAAAUGGUGAAAACAUGAAAUUUACCAAAGCCACAAUAUGCAGCAUUUGACUUUGGUAAAUGAUGUGACCUCAGACAGUCAAACGUUUUUUAAUGUUUCCAAACCGAAGAUAAGACGACUUAAAGGGGCUUUAAUGAAUCAGACGCUGGUGUGGACCGAAGAGCUGAGCUGACUUUCAUUCUGCUCACCAGCUUUACUCACCUCAGCUCCUGCACUAUACACUCAUGUUACCGUUGCUUUUUAAGCUCCACCUGAUGUUGAUGCAUUUGUUUUAGUGUUUUUAGUUUAAAGAUAUGAAACAGACAUGAAACCAAACUCACAUUGUUGAUUUGUUGAUCUGUAAAUGUUGUUUUUGGACUCAUUUUUGCAGGUUUGGUGUCUGUGGGCUCUCACACUCUGUGCUGGAGACUGGUUGUGGGUAUUUUUGUUCUCAUUUGCUUUUAGUUUUGAUGGUUUUAUUAUUCACAGUGAUCAGAUGGUUUUGAGGAAAAUAUCUGCAUAUAUAUGUUGUUUACUGACUUUUAUACACGUGUGCAUGUUUGCAUGCACAUACCCCCACCCCACCCCCCACUCUGUUAAACAUAAGCUGGGUAAAGUGCCUGCAUUGUUCUUUCUAAAGAGAUGAUAGGGAAAAAAAUGAUGAGCUGUUUUGACCCUUUUUAGUCUGAACUUGAUUCUAAGACCAUGUGCUCUAUUUAUUGAAAGAAUUUUGGAAAGAACCUGGAUUCAGGUGUUUUCUUUGCUAACAGGGAUUUAAGAGACAGUGGUGACAUGAGCUCACACUGGAUAUAAAAAGAAGUGAUGUUUCUGAUGUCAGACUUGAGGUUUGUGGUGGAGAGUAACAUGUCUGGUCAAUUUUCUUUAUUUUUCUACAAAUCCCUCAAAAAGAUGGAAACAGUGUGUUCGUUUUCCUCUCUAUACUUUCUCACUUCAGCUCCAACCCUGUUACUUCUUACUGAAAGUGUAAAAACACUCAAGAAUUAUAAGCAAAUAGUCCACUGGGUGUCGCUGUUUCCAAAUGUAAGGGGCAGAGGAAGCCUCCAUUCUUCAUUCAGUUGUCUCAUUGGGUGGACGCUCUCCAAAUAAACUCUUCUCAGGUG